This is a messenger RNA of Cotesia glomerata, 2195 nucleotides long. RefSeq lists its product as uncharacterized. Bases 473 to 1240 code for a protein of 255 amino acids. Lineage: Eukaryota; Metazoa; Arthropoda; Insecta; Hymenoptera; Braconidae. The transcript is spliced from 5 exons. The record is from RefSeq and is a predicted model, not a curated record.
UUUCUUUUCAGAUCGUUUGUUCUUAACAAAAAUAUAAUUGCUCAAGUUUUUAAGUAAUAAUUAUUGCGUUACUUUGAUAUUUCAUCGCCAUGAGUAAACGUAUACGGUCAGUAAAUUGUUGUUAAUCCAUUCAAUGAGUCACAUAAAAAAGGAGUUAAAGAUUUAAGAAAAUUUCCCGACGAAGAUCGUUGGAAAUUUCCUGACUUAGAUGACACUUCAAUGUUAUGUGUGCGUUGUCGAUUCCGUGUCAAAGAAUAUAUUCCGCCGGCAUCAGAGGAAGAGGAAAUUAUUUCAAGUCAAAUUAGUGUUGAAAGUCUGAGUAUAUCAGCUGAAAUUUGUACUCAAGGAAGCAGUUUAUCUCGAACUGUCAGUAAUUUUAGCGACAAUCUAUGUGAUUACAAUGAUCAUUCUUUAAAGCGAUUUUUGAAAAUUCCUCUUAUUGAAAAAGACAGGUUAUAUUCUGAAAAAAAUUAUGGAGUUAAAAAAACUUGAUGAGAGCUAUACUGCCCUAGAGAAUAAGUUCCAAUCACAAUUUGGAAUAGUACCUGAAUCUACCUACAGAAAGAUUAAUCAAGAUCAUUGUUUCAUGAUAGCUAAAGUGAAGAAAUUAUAUAACGCUGAAAGUGACAAAUCAAUAAAAAAGAAGCUGCUUUCAAUUUUACCCGACAGUUGGGAAGUCAGUCGUAUAGCAUCUGAAUUUAACUGUUCUCGAAAAAUUGUACUGAAUCUUAAAAAUGAUAUCAGUGAAUCUGAGAAUGUUGAUUUAGACUCUGGUGAAAUGACUACUAAUACUUUGAAUCCCACAAAAGUUCCAGGCAAUCAGCUGCUUAAGUUAGAUGUAAAAAAACUUGUCAUUGAUUUUUAUGAAAGCGAAGAAAACUCAAAACAAUUAGCGGGCAUGAAAGAUUUUAAAUCUGUGAAGGAUUGUGAUGGAAAUCGAACUACACAUGUCGUAUGUGUUUGUACUAUUCAUCAAAAUGUAAAAUUGAUGUUAGAAGGAUGUAAUUUUCCAAAAUUUGCGAAAAACACUGACUGGGUUGUAGAAUCUCAGCCAAUUUACAAAAAUUUAUUAAAUAAAUUAGUUUGUAACAAUCCAAAAGAAUCGUGCUUUUCCAGAAUGUGCAAUAGUUGUCCAAAUAAUGAAGAAAUCGCUGAUUAUUUUCGUGUGUCGUUUAUGAAUCUGAUGUUAAUGAAAUCCAAUAUAAAAUGUGGACAUCAACAGACCGUUGUACUAUUGUGAAUGUUACUUCAGAUUCCGAAGACUUCAUCGAGACUUUAGUGACGCAACUUGAUAAGCUUUUGAAACAUGAUUUUAUUGCGAAAACACAAAGUCGAUUUUUUUCUGAUACAAAACUAAAUUUAAAGAGCGGGGAAUUCGCCGUAGUAUUUGACUUUGCGGAAAAUUAUGCAUUCGUUGUGCAGGAAGGAGCUCAAGGCUUUCAUUGGAAUAAUGAUCAAGCUACUAUAUUUCCAAUGGUGAUUUAUUAUAACGAAAAUGAUACUAUUAAGCAUUUGAGCUUUGUUGGUAUUUCAGAUUGUCUUAAGCACGACACAGUUUUAAUUUAUUUAUUUCAAGAGCAAUUGAUUGCCUUUCUUAAAAAGAAGUUUGCUGUCAUCAAUACGAUUUUUUACUUCUCUGAUGGAGCUCCACAACAAUUCAAAAACAAGAAAGCAUUUACAAACUUAUGUUAUCAUUAUGCUGACUUCGAAAUCAACGCUGAGUGGCAUUUUUUUGCAACUGCCCAUGGCAAAGGACCAUGCGAUGGUCUUGCGGGUUCAUUAAAACGAUAUGCUGCUAGAGCUUCAUUACAAAUGAACAAUAAAGAGCAUAUACUGAAACCACAAGAUUUGUUUUCCUGGGGAACGAAAAAUUUUACAAGCGUUGACUUUACUUUCAUAGCUAAUGACGAUUAUUUAAUAAAAAAAAAUGUGUUAGACGUACGAUAUUCUCAAUCGAAAACGGUGAAAGGUACACAGUCAUUAUACACUUUUGUGCCUUUAAAAGAUGAAAUUGGUUAUGCUUUCAUUAAAACUGUGUCCACAUUUCAAAAAAGUUCAAAAAUAAAAGUAUUUUAAUUAUAAUGAAUUUGCGUUUAAUUUAAUUGUGACGAAACAAAAAACAUGCACAUCGGCAAAACGCUAUAUUUUGUGUAAAAAACUCUCAGCUUUCAGAAAAAAAUUCAAAUUUGAAGAAU